AUGUCACCGCCAACAGACCGCAAGCAAAUCCUUGAGGGCUUUCGCAAGCAGAUCAAGGAUGGCAAAGCUAUCGUAGGAGCAGGUGCAGGCAUCGGCCUCUCAGCCAAAUUCGUCGAAGCAGGUGGUGGCGACCUGAUCAUCAUCUACAACUCAGGCCGCUUUCGAAUGGCAGGUCGUGGAUCACUCGCCGGACUAAUGCCAUACGGCAAUGCCAACGAUGUCGUAGUCGAUAUGGCGUCUGAAGUCCUUCCCGUGGUCCAACAUACGCCGGUGGUAGCUGGUGUUUGUGCCUCGGAUCCUUUCAGAGACAUGCGACGGUUCUUGAAGCAAUUGAAGGAUCUGGGCUUUGCGGGUGUGCAGAAUUUCCCGACUGUUGGGUUGAUCGAUGGCACGUUUCGGCAGAAUCUUGAGGAGACUGGCAUGAGCUAUCAACUAGAAGUUGACGUCGUUCGUAUGGCACACGAGAUGGACAUGCUAACCACUCCGUACGUCUUCAAUCCGGACGAAGCAACGAAAAUGGCAGAAGCAGGCGCAGAUGUCAUUGUUGCUCACAUGGGCUUGACAUCCAGCGGAUCCAUUGGAGCGAAGACUGGCAAAAGUCUAGAAGAUUGCGUCAAGGAGAUCCAAGAAAUCCGUGACGCAGCGACCAAGGUCAAUGGAGACAUCAUUGUGUUAUGCCACGGUGGUCCUAUAGCCAAGCCAGAAGAUGCCAAGUUCGUGCUCGAGCGAUGUCGCGGUGUACAUGGUUUCUUUGGAGCAUCGAGUAUGGAACGUUUGCCCGUCGAGGAGGCCAUCACGAGCAUCACGAAGACCUUCAAGGGCAUCAGUAUACAGUCCUGA
This is a messenger RNA of Recurvomyces mirabilis, 840 nucleotides long. RefSeq names its product ToMV susceptible protein tm-1(GCR26) (gene TM1). The transcript has 3 exons. The record is from RefSeq and is a predicted model, not a curated record. NCBI's taxonomy places the organism in Eukaryota, Fungi, Ascomycota, Dothideomycetes, Mycosphaerellales, Teratosphaeriaceae. Bases 1 to 840 code for a protein of 279 amino acids. Gene Ontology annotation, molecular function: catalytic activity.